GAGCAUUUUGGCGUCUCAGCUACAUGCUGUUAGCUAAUAAAAAGUAUAUGAAAGGAGAUAUUACAGAUUAUGUACCCUCGUUGACCGGAAGAGUUACUGGUUAACUGCGGAGUCAAGACGCUUUUCAAAGGCAAUAAAUAGUAUGCUCCAGUUAAAGCCUACUGUUAUUGAGUUUCUCAAAUGUGAGGUUGGUGAUGGUCGUACCGCCUCUUUCGGGUUUGAUAACUGGACUGAGUUUGGUCAACUGAUAAAGUUUGUUGGGGCAGCUGGACCGAGAACACUACGGGUUAGAGAGGAUGCGCGAGUCUUGGAGGCAACCAGAAAUGGUAACUGGGCUCUGCCGGCGGCGAGAUCAGACAAUGGCCAAACCCUCUUAGUUGCUCUAACAGCUACUCCCGUUCCUGAUGUCACUAAAGGGCCUGAUUCAUACCAGUGGAGGAACUCAACUGGAGUCUUCACAUCCUCCUUCUCCUCCAAAGAAACUUGGGACCAAGUUCGCAUUUGUUCACCUCCGGUCUCAUGGUCGACUGUUGUGUGGUUCAAGGCACAUAUCCCACGGUUCUCUUUUGUGGCUUGGUUGGUUUUUCUAGCUCGCUUACCCACUAGAGACAGGCUUCGUAGUUGGGGAAUGACAGUCUCCUCUGACUGUGUCUUAUGCUCUGGUGGCACUGAGUCACAUGAGCACCUGUUUUUCCAGUGUCCUUUCUCAUCUGAGGUUUGGAGCUUCUUCGCAAGUAAGUUCUUACCACAACCACCUGACAAUCUACAUGCGGUGGCGGACUGGAUUUUUCACCAUCAGCAGCCUCACCAUGCGUCCAUGGUAAUUCUGCUUAAGCUUCUGCUUCAGUCAACGAUCUACUUGAUUUGGAAGGAGCGAAACUCUAAGAUCUUCUCCUCCAGCUACUCUUCGCCAGCUUCUCUUCAAGUCUCUGUCAAUCGCACUCUGCGGGACCGCCUUCUUUCCCUUCCGGCUCUAAGGCUGUCUUCCCCUUCUCUUCUCUUAAUUUACUUCUCUUUAUUUCUCAUCCUUUGCCGGUUGGUAUUGGGUAAUUAACUCUGUCACGUCCCUGUUGGGAUUGGGAUUUUGUCGGUACGUCGGAAACUUUUGUAACUUGAUCGAUAAAUAGAAUUUUAACAUUAAAACCAAAAAAAAAAGAUAUUAUAUAUUAUAUCAGUCUAAAGAUAGCAUGGUUAUCUUACUCUUUCAUCGAAAUUGUAAUAAUCGAAAUAGGUUAUUUUGAAUCAAUUAUGUAUUUUGUAAACAUUUUCUGAUAUAAUAUAUGUUUAUUUGCCGGAAAAAAAAAAGACUAGUAUAUCCAUGGAUUCAUUAGAUCCCAAU
Molecule: messenger RNA, 1339 nt
Organism: Camelina sativa (false flax)
Lineage: Eukaryota; Viridiplantae; Streptophyta; Magnoliopsida; Brassicales; Brassicaceae
Source: RefSeq, a predicted model, not a curated record